AAUAUCAAGAUUGUGAUUCUACUGUUUCUAUUUUUACUAUAGUUUAGACUUAGACAUCUACUAUUUUAUAUUAUCCAUGUUCUUAAGUUUAAAGAUCUAAAAAUCGUUAUCUUUUCUUUUAGAAUAAAAAUGGUGCAUUUGAACGCCUUUGAAGGCACUAGGUAAUCAGUUUUUGAUGUCUUGAAAUAUUUUUUUACAAUAAUUAUAAAUUUUUUUCACAGAAAUAUGUUCCGGAAUUAAAUCUUCGGGGGUAAUCUAGGGGCUGCUGAUUUAGAAUAUGCAAACAGUCAAUUUUUGUAACUUGAGUAAUAAUUGAACCAUGUAAAUGGCUGAACGGUUGGAACUUCGAAACUUGGUAAUCGAAUCCGAUACACCAUCAACGAGUUCACCAGUCACACCGAUCACUUCUCCAAAAACACAAGUCAACAUUCUUGGUAUUUUGCUAGCUGCCUUAUCAUCUUUAUUCUUCUCACUGAGUUCAUUAAUAGUCAAAUGGCUGAGCGAUGUGGACCCAUUGGAAUUGGCCACGAUACGUUUUAUUGGAGUACUUCUACCUACCAUACCCAUAUUGAUUUACAAAAAUCAAAAUCCGUUUCCUAAAGGUCAGAGACUCAUGCUACUGCUGCGUUCGUUUGCUGGAGCCACUUCAUUGUCUCUGACUUUUUAUGCUUUUAGACAUAUGCCAUUAGCUGAUGCUUCAGUAAUUGUGUUUAGCGUACCUGUAGUGGUUGCAAUAUUUGCCCGAAUCUUUCUUAAAGAACCAUGUGGAUUAUUUCAUUACUUUGCAUUAUUCUUGACCAUGUUAGGAGUCUUAAUGAUAACAAGGCCUCCAAUAUUAUUUGGGCAGACAACCAAACAUAACAAUUUCUUAGGCCCAUUAGCUGCUCUGCUAUCAACAUUUUUUGCGGCUAUUGUUUAUAUACUACUUAGAGCAUUAAAGAAUCUGCAUUUCAGCGUUAUAAUGACAAGUUUUGCUACAUAUUCAAUAUUACAAACUUCUGGCAUGGCAUGGGCUACUGGGGGUAUGUGCUGGCCAAAAUGUGGCACUGAGCGGCUGUUGGUUGUUGCUUUAGGUGUAUUUAGUUUUUCUGGGCAGAUGUUGUUGACCAUAGCAGCUCAACUUGAAGAAGCCGGAUUGGUAGCUAUAGCAAGAACUGUCGAUGUAGUGUUUGCUUUCAUGUGGCAGAUAAUAUUUUUCAAUGAAAUGCCCAACAUAUUCAGUAUUGUAGGUGCUGUAUUGGUAACUUCAUCAGUUGUACUAAUAGGUCUCAGGAAGUGGAUGAUGUCCAUGCCAACUACAUCUGUUGUUAGAAAAAAGUUUGGUUUUCUACUAUUAUGACAUCUAUAAUAUUAUUAUUGUUUUUAUUUAUUGUUAAACUAUUGAUCUUGCACUUGUGUUAUAACUUAAAUGAAUUAUUAUACUUUAGGGUAGAUUAAUAUCAUGUAUAUUGUAAAAUAUAUAUAUUUGAUAUUAAUCAAAUGAGUUUUUACAAAUAAUCAGCUCAAUUUUAGUUUACACAUUAAAUUAUUUUUUAGUUUUAAAUCUAAAUAAUUAAAAUUCUGAGACUAACUCUUAGAAACAUUGACUUGUAAUAUUAAUAAUUGUUUAUUUUAUAUAGUUAUAUUAAUAUGUAAAGGAACAGUGUCAAAAUAUGUACUGUAAUCAAUUAAGUUAGUUUUUUCAGAAACAACUAUUUAAUUUUAACCGUGACUAACAAUAUUAAAAUUAUUUUAAAAUAAAUAUUAAGAAAAUCAUUAAUAUUUAGCAUUUAAAAUAAAUGAUUAUUUUUGCUUACAUCCAAUAUUAUAAAUUCAGAUUUGUGAUUAAUAUUAGUUAAUAUUUUCACAAAUGUAUAGAAAAGAUUAUAUAGAUAUUGUAUUACAUUAUAUUAUAAUGUAACUAAUUGAAAUAAUUAAAUAAAACUAAAUAUUUCUAUUUAAGUAUUAUAAUAUAUUUGUAUCAACAUAACAUAAUACUCAUCAUGGAAAGUAUUUUUUUUUAGAAAAUUUAGGAAUCAAUAGCCAAGAAAUGUUAAAACUAUUGUUACAUAG
Messenger RNA from Cinara cedri, 2052 nucleotides. The record is from the annotation of a GenBank genome assembly. Lineage: Eukaryota; Metazoa; Arthropoda; Insecta; Hemiptera; Aphididae.